Molecule: messenger RNA, 1911 nt
Organism: Aplysia californica (California sea hare)
Lineage: Eukaryota; Metazoa; Mollusca; Gastropoda; Aplysiida; Aplysiidae
Product: endoglucanase A
Exons: 11
Coding region: 90-1469 (459 amino acids)
Biological process (GO): carbohydrate metabolic process
Molecular function (GO): hydrolase activity, hydrolyzing O-glycosyl compounds
Source: RefSeq, a predicted model, not a curated record
AUCACAAUUUUUACAAUACAGAUGUAUUUUGGAGUAUAAAUACCACCAUCGCUUGUUCUUCGUUGUCUUUAAGCACUUCGCUUAACAGAAUGACAUCACUGUGCCUGCUCUCUGUUCUCCUCCUUGUGGGGACCUCAAAUCUGGGUGCUGGAGCCAAGGACUAUAAACUAGCGUUGAAAAAGUCCAUCUUAUUCUAUGAGGCUCAGCGCUCUGGCCCCAUCAAUGAUCAGAUUAUCCCAUGGCGUCACUCUUCAGCCAUGCAUGACUGCACAGUUGGUGGCUGGUAUGACGCUGGAGACCACGUAAAGUUUGGACUUCCUAUGGCGUCAUCUGCCCAUCUUUUGAUGUGGGGUCUCUAUGAGUUUAAAGACGGUUAUGUGGAGGCGGGCCAACUGAACCAGAUGUACCACAUGCUUAAGACCCCACUGAACUACUUCAAGGCGGCCUGGAAUGCGCAUGCACAUAAGCUGACUGCUCAAGUGGGAGACGCUCAUGCUGAUCAUGCGUACUGGGGUCGUCCCGAAGACAUGACAAUGUCUAGACCAUGUGUGUACAUCGACAAUAACACCCCGGGAAGCAACAUUGCUGGAGAAACAGCAGCUUCUUUGGCUCUUGGAUACCUCGUUUUCAAACAAAAAGACCCCAACUACGCUAACGGUCUUUUGAGUUCAGCUAAGAGCCUCUAUGCCUUUGCCAAAGCUCACCCUGGAUCGUUCACAGGAUCUGGAGGAAACUACAGAGAUGGCGGUUAUAAAGACGAGAUGUGCCUUGGGGCCGUUUGGCUGUACCGUGCAACCAAAGAUUCUAAUUAUCUAAACGAUGCUAAGAGCUUCUAUGAGGCCGGAGUUCCAUGGGCCUUGAGCUGGGGCGACAAGAAACCAGCCUGCCAGUUUCUGUUGUUCCAAGAGGGCAACACAGGAUACAAGAAUGAUGUCGUCGGCUUCUUAAACCAGUUUCUUCCCGGUGGAAAUGUGAAACAACUACCGUGCGGUUUAGCUUGCAGAGAUGACUGGGGCUCCAACAGAUACGCAGGCAAUGCUGCAUUCCUGGCUUUGCUGGCUGCUAAGGAAAACAUCAACCCAACCCCUUUCAGGAAGUUUGCUGUGGAGCAGAUCAACUACAUUCUCGGUGACAACCAUAUCAAUGGUGGAUGCUUCAGCUUCGAGAUCGGAUACGGUUCCAAAUUUCCACGUAAACCUCACCACAGGGGAGCAUCCUGCCCCACUCACGGACCGUGCAAUAACUCGAACAAGGACAGCCCUGUCAACAGUCCACAAAUUCUCCAAGGGGCUGUCGUCGGCGGCCCUGACCGUGAAAACUUUUACGCAGACUCAAGGACGGACUACAAGCACAACGAGGUAGCCACAGACUACAACUCCGGAUUCCAGGGAGCUAUGGCUGGUAUUAUCUCUUUGCAACAGCACCACCAAAUGCCAAGCGUACGCACCGACUGUCAAUGCAAAAACUAAGGGCGUCAACUCGUCCGACGAUGACCUGAUGGCUCUCUUAAUGUUCUGCAGGACAUAUCGUUACCGUUUUAAUGUUCAUUUCUCUUCAAUAUAGAUUGAAUAGUGUACUAUUGAAAUUUGUCUUUGUAAUCUUGAAUACAAUAUUAGUUCUCAAUCUGUUUGUUAGAAUCAUGGCUUUAAUUAGGUGUUUUCCUGAUCUUUAGUUGUGGAACAUAAAGAUAGGGGCGACCUUUGAGGCCCAUUUUCUAAACCAAGAACUUGCGAUUUUAAAAAAUCUAUAUAAUAUUAUUUAUGUGACUUAGAUAUGGUGAAAUCUUUACAUGACGCUUUUUGUGCAUGUAUGCUUACUACAGUUGUUCUGGAAACGGCUCUCAUCUUGAAAAUAAACACCAUAAAAUAAUUCCAUUAAAAAAAAUGAUCCUCCAAAUCCCCCCCCUCCCCC